CGGAAAUAACAAUAGAAAAUUAGGAUUUCUUAGGGGCACGCUGGUGUGGGCAUAUGAAUGGGAACAAAACCAUUAUCAUUAUAACUCAGAUUAGGGCAUAAGAGGGUAGAAAAAUAAUAUUAAAUGAGGACAUACGUUAUGGUGAAUUAUGAUUUCGGCAGAUAUGUCUUAGGAUUGGUUAAUUACAGGGUCAAUUGUAAAUUUCGUCGUAGUUUUUGUUUGCAUAAUAUCACGAACUGUAGACCUGUGUGGCAGUUGGCAGCUCAUUUAUGGUUGGUAACACCUUACUAAACGCCUGUUUCCCCCUCACAUACAAAUUUUUCGUUAUGUUUAGUGACCAUGUAAAUAUGAUUUACAAGUAAAAUGGUUCUGUAAUACUCAAAACGUGAAGGAAAUGCAUAAUCUGAAGUUUUAAUAAUAUUAUCUCUCUUGCUUUCUAGAAUAAAUGGAUAAUUUAAAAUUAUGCGAUACUCAAAAGGAAAAGACGAUCGGUUUUCGGUUAUUGUGACGUCAUAUUCGGAAGGGCUCGGAAGUUGUCGCGAAUUUAUAUUACGCUCCCAGAAUUCCACAAUAGUACAUGUCCGCCAUAAGUGCUGGUGGCUGUACGUUGGUUGCGGAGCUGUUCAGUCCGAGACCCAGUACGGCCUCAUGCAGCACUCUCCUUCGGAGAUCAAGGAAAAGUUACUAAAGGCACUCGACAAGGAAUACAAUGUUGUGGACAUGGCUACAGUGGUUGAGAUCAUUGCCAUCUUGGAAAGAACUGUCAUCACAAAGGAAGCACUUGAGACUACUCGUCUUGGAAAGUAUGUCAAUGAACUGCGUCGCAAGACGACAAAUGAACUGCUUGCGAGACGAGCGAAGGAUCUGGUACGAAGAUGGCGUGUCAUGAUUCAGGAGAACAACACAGCUGGGGUUUCUACAGUAUGUUCUCACAUUCCCUCAGCAGUUCAUCAGACAAAUGGGACAAAUCUCUUGUUGCAUCAAGUAAGUCCAGGACUCCGUUCAAAUGUGAGUCCUGCUCUCCCCCAGUUUGGCAGCACUGCGGGUCGGUGUUACUCGCCUUCGUCGGCUGCAGCUGGGGAUGCAACAACAAAUUUUAUACCAGGUUAUCCCCGCUCUCCAGUUAAGCCUUUUGUUACAGGUGAUUUAUUUUUGAACCCCAGUCACCAUUUUAAAGAGUCUUCCUCCAUUUCGCGUUCAAUUUCGAGUCCAAAAUUGCACCCUCUGGCCCCCCAAGUGAAACUUCCUAAUGUUUCAUCAAACUCUGAUCAUCUGGGGUAUCAUUGUCGUCCUAGCAUUUUAGUAAAUAUGGACUCUGUGCCCAGAACGCACGCGUCAAAUAAGAGACUCCGGAAAGAACCUUCACAGGACGUGUCAGCUAAAAAAUUUAGUCGGCCGAAUGGUCAAGUGGUCAAGGGGUUUGAUUUUAUGAAGUCUUGCGUGCCAUCGCAAUCUGAGAUCCAUGGCGAUGGUAGCCGAGACAGCAUAAGCGGUAUGAGCCAGGGCUCUAGUAGUUGUGAGGUAAUACCAUUACACAACAAAGUGCCUGUUAUGGAUAUGGUUUUUGGGAUGACGUGUGCUGCUGUUACAACAGCCACGACGACAGCUACUACCACAACUAUGGCUACUACUGUUACGUCAACAGCUGCUACAGAUCCCUUUACUUGGUCUAGCAUUUGUUCAACUUCUGUUGUUACUGAUACAACUUCUACACACAGUACUUCAGCUACUAAUAUUUUUGUUGGUACUACUGUAGUAACAACAGCUGUUUCUUCAGCUACUGAUACUAUAACUGGCUGCAGUACCACUCCCGUUCCUCCUGCUAAGACACGUCGGAAAAGAACUACAAAGUUGAGACGCGUGUCCGCUAGUGCUUCUGUAACACAGGCCAUAUCUGUGGGUGAUAUUCUGAAGGAGAAAAUAGCAUCUAAAGUCCGGACACCCAAAGUGAAAACUACACAGGAAUUGGUUGCUAGUGUACAAGCCAAGACUGGUGGUGCUAGUGGAACCCUUCCUGAAGAUAAAUUAGGUAAUUUAAAUGUACUUUUAUCUGAAAACAAACCUAGUCUUGCAAAAUGCAUUCUUAUGAGUCGGGGAACCCCCACAGAUGCCUUAGAGAUAUCGAGGAACAAGACCGAACACAUCGCGAAGUUCCUCCAAUCGCAGUCAGAGCUUCAUCCGAUUCAAGAAGAUCCUUCCAUUGUACCUCUUGCUGAAAUGGAAGAUCUGAGGUUACAGAAACAUUUGAGGGGUCUUCCUGGCAGUAGUGGUGGGGAUAAUUACAAUUCGUCUCCAGCCGAAGUGUCUUCAUUUUCAAAACUGUCGAAGGACAUCCUCCAGCAGUUCUCAUCGUCUAAAGACUCGCAAAGUGCCAGUGGUAUAGUGACGAACAUUCAUGAUCAAACUGUCGAAGAUAUUCUUCCUCCCGUUGAUGUAGACGCAAUAUGUUGGGAUGAGUCCGUGACUGACGGUACAGAUUCUGAACCUCCCGUUGCGAAGGAAGUAACAGAAGAGGUUAUUAGGAAGUUUCAUACCGAGCAUAUAGAAAACGUAAACGGAAAUGUGAACGAAGGUGCAAGUUGUGAUGACAGUGAUAAUUUCCGUGAGUGGCAUGAGACAGUGUCGAAGAGGUCCUAUCAGGGAGAAUUUUUACAUAUAUUGCCUUAUGUUGUAAUAGACUGACAUUGUUUUGGGGUUAAAAUAUUCUGUGGAAUGUGCCAACUGAGUAAGGAUACAAGGCUGAGGCAUAUUUUUGUGAUUCUGGGAUGGUAGGUGGUUGUGAGGUCUGAGUGGAAAAGGACACUCAUAAGAAUUUAUGUACUGCUGCAUCAUUUCUGGGGUAUUUAAUUACUGUUGCAGAAUUUUCUUCCUUUAGUUGUCACCAUUUGAGAAAGUGUGGUCCUUCACGAUACUGUUAAAUAAUUAUAUUUAAAUUUGACUGUAUUUUGUUUUUUUUAUUUUAUAACAAAAUUGACUGAACUGAAUCGUAUUCUCUGUAUAAUUAGAUGUUCUUGUUAAAUUACUGAUCUUUUUUCUGAUCUCCACUACUUUUUCUGUUUAAUAAGGUGUUCUUAUUAAUUAUAUACUUUCCAUGGUGUGAUUUUGCAAAUUAUUUCUUUCUGAAUACAUUUCAGCAAACUACUACGUUUGACAUCUCAGCUCAAAGAACAAUUUGUCCUAAAUCUGUUCCUGAUUUCAUGUAUUUCUUCUUUAUUUGCGUAACUUCUUCCUUUAAUAUUUAUACAUAUCCCUUAAGUACUUGAAAUUGCAGUUGUGGCCUCGUGUAGUUUUAUACAGGCUCAUGACUAUUGAUUGAACAAAGUGAGUUUGUUAAUAUUGUAUUUUGUUAUGUUUUAUAAAGUUUCAUUCCAUCGAUUAUUAUAAUAUGUAUAAAUAUUAAGUAAUUAUGUUACUGGACAGUGAUGAUGAGAAUGUGUUGGGUCCGUAUGAUGAGGUAAUUAGUUUGUGAAUUACUUGAAGGAUCAUUUGUAUUGUUUCAAUUUGUUUGAAAGCCAUGGAAUACAGAGCAAACUCAAAUGUGUGUUACUGUUAUUUCUGCUUUGGUUAGGUUAUGCUGUCAAUUGCGUUUUAAUGGUUAUCUUCAAUUCCAGGUGCAAAAUGCUUUAGCUCUGAGUGUAGUCUUAUUGAGACUUCUUUCUGUGAACCAGUCAGUUUAAUGUAGAAACCACAAGUUUCUCUGAGGAGCAGCUGGAAAGUUUGGGCAGUCUUUGUUAAAUGUGCCUUUGGUUUUGACAUGUCAAGAGCCACCCAAACACUUACCAUUUUCCCUUUGCCUAGGAGAAGUGAAGGUUACAUAUUUGUGUAAAAGUAUAUAGUCCAUAAUCCCUGAAAUUAAACGUGUCAAAUUUUCUGAGAAGCGAGCUUCGUGCGAUUGACUGGAUAGUCACGACGACUGAUACGCUGUACACUUAAGGCAGUUCCUACUACUUUUUGUCUGCACGGCGUCAAGGAAAUGUUGAUAUUUUCCGUUUAUCACUGUAGUUGGCGAAUUGUGUCACCAACAUAUUUUUAUUGUUCCACUAGUCUUUGAGCACCAUGUUCUACUUUCCUGGAAGAACACUAAGGUGUCCCGUUAUAUUUAUUGUUUGCUAGAUGGAUUAUCCAAAAUUAAUAAUAAGUGAUCAUUUUCCAAAACUGGGGCUGUUCAAUGACAUGAAGGUAAAUUUUAAAAAAAUGUUCAGAUGAGUUUUGCUAUAAUUGAAGGGAUCGUGUUAAAAAUGUCAGCUUGUAUAGAAAUUAUUUUUGGAAUUGUUUAUUCUGAGUAAAAAGUUACUCGUAUAAUUUAUGUGAUCUUCGUAGAUUUGUUAUGAUGGAAGAAAAUAGGCAUACAUAUGACCAUUCAGGUUUUGGGUUCUACUUUCUUUCUCCUGUGUUGUUUUGUUGCAGCCUACGCAGAAUGUCGUUAAGCCAAUAGAGUUGAAAUGUUCAAAUUUAUCAGAACUUUAAAAUUUAAAUUUGAGUGGCCAUACGUAAAUGUAAAGUAUUACAUGAACGUUAUUGCAAUGAUACCAAAAUAUUAUAUGGAUUAAUAACUGUGAAUACAUGUAAAAAAAAUGAUGUCUGAAUGUUUUCAUUCACAUUUGCCCAUUUUUUUGAAACACUGUUCUGAAGUUUAAUUUUAAAAAUUUUACAUCUAGUUUCUGGGGUUGCAUAAUUGUUAUGUGGAUACGCAAUUUGUCGUCGUAAUCUGAAACUUGUACUGUUUCUUGUCUGAGAGUGUCCCAAAAUACGUUUCCAAAUUUUACUCUUAAAACAAAAUAUACUGAAUGUGAAGGGCAAUACAAAUUUGUCAGCGUUCUAAAAGGCAUUUUGAUUGUACAAACGUAUGGUACCAAAAAAAGAAUUGUUCUGCGGUCUUUUCAUGAGAAAAUUUUAAUGUAUCCUGCUAGUACUAGUUCUCUGCUUGGCUGUACAAGGUCAGCAUUUCAGAAACUUGUGCAAGUAGGUAAGAUAAUGUUUGGGAAACUGAUGCUGCUAAUAUAUAUUUUUCCCCAAUAUUUACAUUACACCUAUGGAGCAUGCAGUGAAAAUUUUAUGUUAUGAAGGAAGGAAAAUAUUGGCUCUCUUACAGACAUCGAAGUAUCUUAGUCUUCAGAGCAGCCAUAGAAUGUUCCAUUCUCCAAACUUUAGAUACAUUUCACUCUUAUGUAACAAUUUUGCAGUUAUUUAAAUUGCUGACUAAAGGAGUUAUGUUAAUGUAGGGUCUACAUAUUCAAGAGCACACGUGACAAAAAUUCCGUGUAUUGUGCGUAGUAUUUCUCAUGAAUAAGUAUUCGGUAGAAGACUGGCCGUCACAUUCCCCAGAUUUAAAUUUGUGUAUGUUAUUUAUUUAAAGUAGAAUGCUUACAAAAAUAAUCCAUACUCGUUAGAGGCCUUAGGAAAAGAAUUAACACUCAUUCCAGAAAUCAUGAAGAAAGAAUAUCGAGAUGCGUCUCAGAACUUGCAUCACCAUGAAGUGUAUUUCAGUGAUGAAACCAUUUCCAACAGUUUUCAUGGGCCAGUUUUGCCACGUUACUAGAAAAGGUGAGCAGAGGACCUUAUUAUUCAAAAAAUCUUUCUCAAUGAACUGAAUUUUCCAAGGACAGAAAAGGUGGCUGUCCAGCAGUUGGACACUGUCCACUGUAGUUGCUUCGACAUGAGAGUUUAGAUUCUCAAGGUGUUGGUGAUGUCGACUAUGGCCUUCUGGGUUGUGACACCACGUAGUCUUCGAGUGGUUAUCAGAGUUGGAGGAAUGCAUCCCCUUCAAUCACUUCAAACCUGAACAUUUAGGCAGUUUAUUCCUCUAAAAUGGUAAAUACCACAGCCCACCAGACCACAGUCGAUUUGCCCUAGACAUCUCUCUACCUUUUUCAAGACACUGAAGAGACCAGGUCCAUCGUUUAGGACUGAUAACUGCUGAAGUGACCCCAGAUGUCAAGAGUAUGUUCCAUGACUUAAGACUACCAUUUAUGUCACUCAGACGAUUACACUAUUGCUUCUUACUUGAAGUGGGACAUUAAAAUUUCAUAAAUGGAACAGUCCCUUUUGCCUUGUAUAAUAUAAGCAGAUAACUUUAUAGGGAGUUGUCAAGAACCCCCUUUGCAUACACAUUUCAAUGUAAAUAUAGUAUCCAUCGAUAUAAAAAAAGAAUAUGACUGUCAGUAAUAACAGAUACUGGAUCUUGUAGUAUCUGUAAUCAUGAAACUAGUUCAGUAAAUAACUUCCUAGGCUUUCAGGUUUACUAGAAGAUGAAUCAUGAUUUUGUAUGUUCAAUUGUAGUUGUCAUGGAACUGAAGAAGACAUUAAUUAACCUGCACCACCUGGAAACGGAUUUAAAUUUUUGUACUAUAGAGUUGCCUAACAGACAUCAGCUCCAGAGUUAACAGUUUAGUGGUAUUCUACUCUGAUGCUUGGCCGUCUAGAUCACGCGUCAGACAGAUAAUAAAGGUUAAGCUGUAUAAAGUGACUAUAAACAAUUAGUAUGACUUUUAAAAAUUAAUUUUUUAUAACGAAGACCGACGUGGGACGGAUAAUAUUCACUGUAUACAGGCAGGGUAAUGUCAAUCACUUUUUUUUUUAAAGAAUUGGUAGUCAUAAUUAUGUAUCGUGAGGUUCAUGAAUGAAAUGAAAGUGGUGGCCUUCUAUUUUAUUACAUGUGAACAGAGAUGCAGAAUUCUUUUGAUAUGAUGUAAAAAAUUAUAUAUUGCACAGACUUGUACUAUACACAAGACAGUGUCCAUUUUUAAACUUAUUUUACUUGUUAACCUGACUUUAUAUCAAGUGACCAAACGUCUUUGAAAUGGGAAUAAAUUUGCAGUCACUUGAUAAACCACUGUCUUCACUCUUGUAAGUAUACUAGACUCAAGGGCAUUAAUUAUUAUUUGAUAUAAUUAUUUUCAUUUGUGUUUACACUGUCUUCAGGUCAUCUCAUACUUUACAUGAGGAAGGAAUGUGUGUAGUGUGUGCUUGAUAGUUUUUAGGAAGUUGAUAAGUAUUAUAUCUGUUGUUUCAUGUUUACAGCUGAAUGAAAAGAAUUUUGAAGUACUGUACAUUCAUAACUGUUUAAUUCUGGAUUUACAAAAAAUAUAUAUAUAUAUAACUAGAAGGGGUCCUGAUAUGUUAUUAUUCCCAGAAUAAUUGCCAAAGCUUUGUUAACUGUUUAUAAUUAAGUGAGAAAGAGUUAUGUUUGAUACUGUAAAGUUUGUUAUAUCUGUGUAUAAUUCCACAGAAAAAAUAUAAUACAGUGAACAUUUUAA
Molecule: messenger RNA, 7256 nt
Organism: Zootermopsis nevadensis
Lineage: Eukaryota; Metazoa; Arthropoda; Insecta; Blattodea; Termopsidae
Product: mediator complex subunit 26
Biological process (GO): regulation of transcription by RNA polymerase II; positive regulation of gene expression
Cellular component (GO): mediator complex; core mediator complex; nucleus
Molecular function (GO): transcription coregulator activity
Source: RefSeq, a predicted model, not a curated record